Messenger RNA from Chelmon rostratus (copperband butterflyfish), 2117 nucleotides. RefSeq names its product interferon-induced protein with tetratricopeptide repeats 5-like. Bases 154 to 1605 code for a protein of 483 amino acids. Gene Ontology annotation, cellular component: cytosol. Gene Ontology annotation, biological process: defense response to virus. The record is from RefSeq and is a predicted model, not a curated record. Lineage: Eukaryota; Metazoa; Chordata; Actinopteri; Chaetodontiformes; Chaetodontidae. Gene Ontology annotation, molecular function: protein binding. The transcript has 10 exons.
GUGAACGCAUCAGGUUCCCUUUCGGUUUCAUUUCUUCGCUUUGAGCCUCUGAUCAGUUUCUGAUCUGACUGACGAAGCAGCUGUAACAUCACCAUCAUCAUUACCAUCUGAACUUUUGUCCUUUCAGAUCAAUGAGGAGGUUUUUAUUUCAGUAUGAGUGACGCUAGCAGCACUCUUCUCUCAAGACUGCAGCAGCUGCAGAGUCGCUUCACCUGGGACCUGAAGAAGGAAGAGAUCGACCUGGACAACCUCAGCACUCGACUGCAGGACCAUAUAGACCUUCAGCUGGGGCAGCGGGGUGCAACGGCUCGCUCCUACAGCUUCUUGGCAUAUGUCAGUUAUCUUCAGGGUCGACCAGAGGAGGCGGUGUCGCAUCUCGAACAAUCAGAGAAGAUGACCAGAGAGUGUUACGGUGAGGAGAGCACGCGGCGGCUCAUUGUGACGUAUGGAGACCUGGCCUGGCUGAAAUACCACACCGGAGACUACACACAGUCAGAAAGUUACUGCCAGAGGGUCCAAGACAUACUGUUGAUGUAUCCAACUAGUUCCUCCACAGUUCUCCACCCAGAGGUAUAUGGAGAAAAAGCUUGGACCUACCUUAAGUUUAGGAAAUCGUACUACCCCAAAGCCAUCGACUGUUUCCGUGAAGCACUAAAGCUGCAGCCUGAUGACAGCGAGUGGACUGCCGGUUAUGCUAUCGCCCUCUACCGCACAGAACCGAGGGCGUCAGAAACACCCAACCAGGACGAGGAGUCACCGGCCACUAAACAGCUUCGCCGAGCCCUGGAGAUCAACCCUGACGAUGGUGUUCUGCUGUCAAUGCUGGCUCUGAAGCUGGUCGACUACAAGAAACACCAAGAGGCGGAAGGCCUGGUAGAGAGAGCGCUAAAGCUCGGUCCCGACAACCCUCAUGUCAUGCGCUACAUAGCCAAAUACUUCCGCAUUCAGGGCGAGGACGAUCGCUCUAUUGAUCUGCUGAGGCGAGCACUGGAGAGGACCGACCAUUCGGCUUUCAUCCACCACCAGCUGGCUGUGUGCUUCAAGAAAAAGAAGAUUGCUGAACAGAGAAGAAAGCCAACCUUCGACAAGCAAAAGGUGAAGCAGUUGAGGCAUCUCUGUAUUCAGCACCUGGACAAAGCUGUGAAGAUAAAGACUUCAUUUGUCCUUGCGAUUGCGGAUCUGGCACUACUGUAUGGAGAGGAAAAGAAUCUGAGCAGGGCUGAGGAGUUGUUCCAACAGGGCUUGCAGAAUUUAUCGGGGACGGACAAAAGCAUUUCUCAGGUUUUUCAUCUGCGUUACGCUGAAUUUCAUCACUAUCACACCAAACAGGAGGCUGAUGCGAUCUCUCACUACACCGAGGGUCUAAUGUUAACACAGAACACAUGGGAGUGGAGACAAUGUGCAAAGAAGUUGAAGCAGAUCGCAGAGCGACGUCUCUCAGAGGACGAGAACGACGACGAGGCUUACGGCCUCUUGGGUCGGGUGGCCAGAGCUGAAGGCGACAAGAAGAAAGCUGUGGAGUAUUACGAGAAAGCUCUGGACUGCAACGACAACGAAGACGAGUACCUGUCUUCUCUCUUAGAGCUGCGCAUGGAGCUGCAGUGAUGAAAUACAGAGAGUCAGCGGUUCUUCUGCAGUUAUUCUGAGCUCAUCAAGCUGUCAAUGUUGUUAGGUUUCCAUUUUAUGCCUUUUUCAAAAUGUUCUCUCUUAAGAGCUGCAAACGAUACAUUAAACUAGUUAGUUUGACACUAAAGCUCUGCUGAUGUUUGGUUGCACCACAGACAUGUAAGGUUCAUCUUCACUACCGUGGCAGAAAGUCCAAACUAGCCAAAAUAAAAAAACCUGUGGCCAGUUAGUGAAAAGCCCUAUACUUACUGCAGUGUUCACUGCCGUGUUGUUGUGCCCAGUUAUCUUUGAACACUUAGCUACGCAAUAGCAAAGAGGCUAAUGGCUACAGUAUGGUGUAUUGUCACAGGUGUAGUUUGUAGCCGGUAUUAUUCUCUAUGUAAUCUGAUGCACACCUGUGUAGAAUCAGCUCAUUCAGUGCGCUGAUAAAAAAUAAAAUAAAGAAAAUGUGUAUGUGUGUAAUAAAUGAAAUGUGUGUAAAUAAAAUGCAU